AUGCUGGAGGACGGGGACCUGCUGCACAUCGACGCGGGCGGCCGCGCCUGCGUCUUCAACCAGCUCUCCGCCACCGCCAACACCCUGGCGCGCUCCAGCCUGGCUGACUUUGAGGUCAAGCGCGUGGGCCGCAAGAUCGAGGCGGAGAUCGAGUCGGUCAUGAAGGGCGGUUACGACCACUACAUGCAGAAGGAGAUCCACGAGCAGCCCAAGUCCCUGACAGACACCAUGAGGGGCCGCCUCGUCAUCAACAAGCCCUUGAAGCCCGUGGUGUCCAGCGCCGCCGACAUCAUCUUCAGCGGGAACUUCAUCACCCCCUCCUCCGCCAGCAACAUCCUCUACCCCGCCGACGACGACAUCCUGGGCGGCGCGCAGGGCGGCUUCGACCUCCCCCGCCGCGCCGGCGGCCGCCCCGCGCCCGGCGCCAAGGACGCGUCUCCGGCCGGCGCGCUGUUCAGCGGCGCGCUGCUCGGCGCGGGGCAGGCGCUGACGCCGGCGUCGCCCAAGGGGUCGGAGGGGGCCCCGGGAUACCUGGAGGAGGGCAUCCCCGCGGCCGGGGCCAGCGAGCCGUUCAUCCGGCUGGGGGGGCUGUCCGACCACGUGGAGGGCAUCCUGCGCUGCCGCCGCAUCGUGUUCAUCGCGUGCGGCACGAGCUACCACGCGUGCCUCGCGGCGCGCAAAACGCUGGAGGAGUUUGCGGCGAUGCCCGUGGUUGUUGAGCUGGCGGGCGACUUCAUGGGGGUGGCGGGAUCCUUCACUUGA
Molecule: messenger RNA, 762 nt
Organism: Monoraphidium neglectum
Lineage: Eukaryota; Viridiplantae; Chlorophyta; Chlorophyceae; Sphaeropleales; Selenastraceae
Product: Glucosamine--fructose-6-phosphateaminotransferase [isomerizing] 1
Exons: 4
Coding region: 1-762 (253 amino acids)
Biological process (GO): protein N-linked glycosylation; UDP-N-acetylglucosamine metabolic process; fructose 6-phosphate metabolic process
Molecular function (GO): carbohydrate derivative binding; L-glutamine:D-fructose-6-phosphate transaminase (isomerizing) activity
Source: RefSeq, a predicted model, not a curated record